This is a messenger RNA of Phacochoerus africanus (Common warthog), 1767 nucleotides long. RefSeq names its product neuronal growth regulator 1 (gene NEGR1). Lineage: Eukaryota; Metazoa; Chordata; Mammalia; Artiodactyla; Suidae. The transcript is spliced from 7 exons. Gene Ontology annotation, cellular component: neuron projection. The coding region runs from base 231 to 1295 and encodes 354 amino acids. The record is from RefSeq and is a predicted model, not a curated record.
GGGAGGCAAAAAAGAGAGAAAGAACACGCAACAACUAGAGGAAGAAAAAAAAGAGAAAGAAAGGAAAGAAACCCACCCACCCACACACACACAAAAAAAAAUUCGAAAGAAAAAAAAGAAAAGAAAAAAUUUCUGUGGCGCGCCGCCUGGUUCCCGGGAAGACUCGCCAGCACCAGGGGGUGGGGGAGUGCGAGCUGAAAGCUGCUGGAGAGUGAGCAGCCUUAGCAGGGAUGGACAUGAUGCUGUUGGUGCAGGGUGCUUGUUGCUCGAACCAGUGGCUGGCGGCGGUGCUCCUCAGCCUGUGCUGCCUGCUACCCUCCUGCCUCCCGGCUGGACAGAGUGUGGACUUCCCCUGGGCGGCUGUGGACAACAUGAUGGUCAGAAAAGGGGACACGGCGGUGCUUAGGUGUUAUUUAGAAGAUGGAGCUUCAAAGGGUGCCUGGCUGAACCGGUCAAGUAUUAUUUUUGCGGGAGGUGAUAAGUGGUCAGUGGAUCCUCGAGUUUCAAUUUCAACAUUGAAUAAAAGGGACUACAGCCUCCAGAUACAGAAUGUAGAUGUGACAGAUGAUGGCCCAUACACGUGUUCUGUUCAGACUCAACAUACACCAAGAACAAUGCAGGUGCAUCUAACUGUGCAAGUUCCUCCGAAGAUAUAUGACAUCUCAAGUGAUAUGACCAUCAAUGAAGGAACCAAUGUCACCCUUACUUGUUUGGCCACUGGGAAACCAGAGCCUUCCAUUUCUUGGCGACACAUCUCCCCAUCAGCAAAACCAUUUGAAAAUGGACAAUAUUUGGACAUUUAUGGAAUUACAAGGGACCAGGCUGGAGAAUACGAAUGCAGUGCAGAAAAUGAUGUGUCAUUCCCAGAUGUGAAAAAAGUGAAAGUUGUCGUAAACUUCGCUCCUACGAUUCAGGAAAUUAAAUCUGGCACGGUGGUCCCUGGACGCAGCGGAUUGAUAAGAUGCGAAGGUGCAGGUGUGCCGCCUCCGGCCUUUGAAUGGUACAAAGGAGAGAGGAAGCUCUUCAAUGGCCAACAAGGAAUUAUUAUUCAAAAUUUUAGCACAAGAUCCAUUCUCACUGUUACCAAUGUGACGCAGGAGCACUUCGGCAACUAUACUUGUGUGGCUGCCAACAAGCUAGGCACAACCAAUGCGAGCCUGCCUCUCAACCCUCCAAGUACAGCCCAGUAUGGAAUUACCGGGAGCGCUGACGUUCUUUUCUCCUGCUGGUACCUUGUGUUGACACUGUCCUCUUUCACCAGCAUAUUCUACCUGAAGAAUGCCAUUCUACAAUAAAUCUAAAGACCCAUAAAAGGCUUUUAAGGAUUCUCUGAAAGUGCUGAUGGCUGGAUCCAAUCUGGUACAGUUUGUUAAAAGCAGCGUGGGAUAUAAUCAGCAGUGCUUACAUGGGGAUGAUCGCCUUCUGUAGAAUUGCUCAUUAUGUAAAUACUUUAAUUCUACUCUUUUUUUUGAUUAGCUACAUUACCUUGUGAAGCAGUACACAUUGUCCUUUUUUUAAGACGUGAAAGCUCUGAAAUUACUUUUAGAGGAUAUUAAUUGUGAUUUCAUGUUUGUAAUCUACAACUUUUCAAAAGCAUUCAGUCAUGGUCUGCUAGGUUGCAGGCUGUAGUUUACAAAAAACGAAUAUUGCAGUGAAUAUGUGAUUCUUUAAGGCUGCAAUACAAGCAUUCAUUUCCCUGUUUCAAUAAGAGUCAAUCCACAUUUACAAAGAUUCAUUUUUUUUCUUUUUUGAUAAAAAAGCAAAUAA